Miscanthus lutarioriparius is the source of this 477-nucleotide messenger RNA. The record is from the annotation of a GenBank genome assembly. NCBI's taxonomy places the organism in Eukaryota, Viridiplantae, Streptophyta, Magnoliopsida, Poales, Poaceae.
AUGAAGAGGAAUCCUCGUAAGGUUAAGUGGACAAAAGCAUACAGGCAAUUGCAUGUCAAGGACAUGACCCAGGAUGCAACUUUUGAGUUUGAGAGCUAUGACCGCAAUUUGACGGAGCAAACUCUGAAGGCUAUCCCACUUAUUAUAAAGACUAGGCAUGACCGUCUGGAAAAGCACAUUUCAAACAGACAUAAACCUGGUAAACGCAAGGAGAUCCAAAAAGAUUCUAAGGAGGUGGCACAGAACAUCGGUAUGCUUCCGAAGAAGCUUAUUAGCAACGAGCUCGCAGCUGAGAAAACAAAGAUCAAGUGGAUUCAUGGACUGAUUAUCAGCAAGUUUUCCGUGCGGUUGCUGGUACUUGCACUGGAGUUGGCAAAUCUCAACCCUGAAACCACUCUAGUUUUCGUAGUUACACCAGGCAUCCUGCCUACUGAAGCUGUACCGUCCUUCCUCGACAAGCAUCGCACAGAAGCAUGA